AAACAGGAACCAAACACUGAUACAGUGAGCACACUUUAACUUUUUGGGGACUUAUAUUUGAGUCUGUGACGUAUUUCGCGCCACUCACUUGUGGUUACUCAAAUGUGCGUUACUCACUAAAAGCCGAAACAGGUGAGAAUCAGCGGAAAGACCGAGUCCAGCUAACCAGACAUUAGUGGCAGUCUGUCUCUGCGGUCAUGAUCCUGGUGGACCCCGGGCUGUACAUCGGCACUGCGGCCGACCUCAAUGACAGCCAGGCACUGGCCGACGUGAACAUCGCUGCCGUCCUGUCUGUGGACUCUGUAGACCCCAGCCCGCUGCUUCCUGAUGAUGGAGGCUUUGUUAGGAAGUGGAUUGAUGUUUCAGAUGAAGCGACUUCUGACCUCCUCAGUCACAUGGACUCCAGCUUCCUGUUCAUUAAAGAGGCCGUGGAUGGUGGCCGGGCUGCACUGGUUCACUGCCAGGCUGGGAGGAGUCGCAGUGCCGCCAUCGUGACUGCUUAUCUAAUGAAGAGAUACAAGCUGGGAUUCACUGAUGCCUAUCACAGACUGAAGAGCAUCAAACCAGAUGUACAGGUCAACGGUGGCUUUGAGGAGCAGUUGUGUCUGUAUGAGGCCAUGCAGUGUGAGGUGGAUACCUCCGAUCCUCUGUACAAACAAUACAGACUGACCAAGAUCACUGAAAAAUACCCUGAGCUGCAGAAGGUACCCAGGGAGCUGUUUGCUGUUGACCCUGCCCACUCCAGCACCUCGGAAGCAUCCUAUCGAUGCAGGAAGUGCAGACGCACUCUGUUCCGUGGCUCCAGUAUUCUCAGUCAUCUGGCAGGAGAAGGAGCUUCAGCCUUCAGUCACAAGAAGGCCAGUAACCUUACAGGAGAGGUCCAGUGUACAUCAUACUUCAUUGAGCCAGUGCAGUGGAUGGAACAAGCCUUACUAGGAGUGAUGGAUGGGCAGCUGCUGUGUCCGAAGUGUAACUGUAAGCUGGGUUCAUUCAGCUGGUGUGGGGAUCAGUGUUCAUGUGGCCGCUGGGUCACUCCCGCCUUCCAGCUGCACCACAACAGAGUGGACGAGAUCCGGCAGCUGAACAUGAAGAAAUGACACAGCUGGGAAAAAAUCAAGAAACACACGCAGUCUGACAUACUUCAGUUUGUAGCAUCAAACAAAUGUCCAGUUUUGUUAGAAUGAUUGAUCUGGAUGAUUACCCAUGUUUGGUUAGUAAUGAAUGAUCUCUGUGUGUGUGUGUGUGUGUGUGUGUGUGUGUGUGUGUGUGUGUGUGUGUGUGUAUGAAUGACAUAUCUUAGAAUUGUUGCAGUUUUCUGUUGCACUGAUUAGUGUACAACAGUAUUGCGUAUGUAUCUGGACUCGAAAUCAAAAACAUUUUUUAAAUUGCGUGCUGUUUUCUAAAAU
Molecule: messenger RNA, 1406 nt
Organism: Archocentrus centrarchus (flier cichlid)
Lineage: Eukaryota; Metazoa; Chordata; Actinopteri; Cichliformes; Cichlidae
Gene: dusp12
Product: dual specificity phosphatase 12
Exons: 8
Coding region: 198-1097 (299 amino acids)
Biological process (GO): protein dephosphorylation
Cellular component (GO): nucleus
Molecular function (GO): protein tyrosine/serine/threonine phosphatase activity
Source: RefSeq, a predicted model, not a curated record